AUGGGAAAUUCAGCAAAUAAAUCAGAGAUUGGCGAAGAAAUAGAAUUUUUAUGUCGGGCGGGCCAAAGUUGUUUUACUCAUGGAGAUUAUCGACAAGCUCGAAAAUAUUAUCGACGAGCUCUUUCCCACCAUCAACAUUUACCCGCGCGCACAAAUGAUUCCAAUCAAGUACAGUUGGAAAUUUACCUUCAGAUUGCUGAUACUUACAUAAAGGAAUGUAAACACAAGAAAGUCAAUCAAGUAUGUCAAAAAAUUUCCAAAAUUGCCCAAAAGUUGACGGACGAUCUAGGACUUGCUCGAAUUCUAGACAGACAAGGUGAAAGCAAGAGAUUACAGGGGCAAUUCGACUUAGCAAUAGAAGAUUUCGGCCAGUCUCUGAAAAUGAAGAAGGAAAUACUACAAAAUGAAGACAAUCUUGAAAUUUCUACCUCGUAUUUCCUUCUUGGUUGUCUCUAUUACGAUCAAGAUGCCUAUGACAAUGCCCUUAUAAUGUAUCAAAAAGCUUUACCUAUUAAAUUAAGCAAACUCGGAGAGAAUCAUGCCGAUGUUGCCGAAAUUUAUCAGAAAAUGGGAAACGUUUAUUUUCAGCAAUCAAAGUACGAUGAUGCUCUCCUCAUGUAUCAAAAAAAGAUCGAUAUUGGAGUGGAAAUUUUUGGAGAAAAACACGACAGUGUAGCUCAUUCAUACUAUAAUAUCGGGCUAGUUUACGAUAAUCAAUCAAUGUAUGAUAAAGCUAUUUCAAUGUAUGAAAAAGCGUUAAGUAUUCAAUCGGAACGAGCAAGUGAGAAUCCUCUCGAUAUUGCCAAUUCUUACCACAAUAUAGGAAUAGCCUAUCGUCAUCAAGGCCAAUAUGAACUUGCUCUGUCUAUGCAUCAAAAGGCGCUCAAUAUCCGACUUAAAUUACAAGAAUGCCAACAUUCCAAUGUUGCUCAGUUAUACCAUGAUAUGGGAGAUAUCCAUUGUCGUCAAUUUGCCUAUAAAGAAGCUCUCUCCAUGUUUGGCAAAGCUCUAAAAAUUCGUCUCAAACUAUACGGAGAAAAUCAUCUAGAGGUGGCUCAUUCAUACACUAGUAUCGGUGACAUCUAUCGUCACCAAUAUAAUUGCGAUAAAGCUUUCUUCAUGUAUGAAAAUUCCCUAAAGAUUCAACUGAAAGUAAACGGAGACAAGCUUGCCGAUGUUGCUCAGUUAUACAAUAAUUUAGGAUUAGUAUUAUCUUACCAAAAUCGCGUUGACGAUGCUCUGAUUAUGUACAAUAAAGCACUCGAUAUCUAUCUAAACUUAUACACCGAGAAUCAUACGAUCGUUGGAAUAGUCUAUCAGAAUAUGUCCAAUGCCUACGAGAAACAGCAAAAAGAUGACGAAGCUUCAAUGAUGAGGCAAAAGUCGUUUAACAUCGCCAAACGAUUACAACAGGAAGAUCCUAACAUUCUACCAGACGCAUUGACGGAAGGGCCAUCACCAGGUACUACUGAAUUAAAUCAUAAAGUAAAUACACUAUUUUCCACUUGGAUUUUUGCCGAGUUAUGGUCAUAUCUAGGUGAGUAUCUUAGAUGA
This is a messenger RNA of Trichoplax adhaerens, 1554 nucleotides long. RefSeq lists its product as uncharacterized. The transcript has a single exon. The coding region runs from base 1 to 1554 and encodes 517 amino acids. Lineage: Eukaryota; Metazoa; Placozoa; Uniplacotomia; Trichoplacea; Trichoplacidae. Gene Ontology annotation, molecular function: protein binding. The record is from RefSeq and is a predicted model, not a curated record.